This is a messenger RNA of Aspergillus aculeatinus CBS 121060, 822 nucleotides long. RefSeq lists its product as uncharacterized. The transcript is spliced from 3 exons. The coding region runs from base 1 to 822 and encodes 273 amino acids. The record is from RefSeq and is a predicted model, not a curated record. NCBI's taxonomy places the organism in Eukaryota, Fungi, Ascomycota, Eurotiomycetes, Eurotiales, Aspergillaceae.
AUGGUUGGCUAUAAUCCCAAUAUCGCCAUAAUAUCUCCAGAGAAGCGGCACGUCGCCAUAGUUGAGGUUGUCCUAUUCUCGAUCAUUCAGCUGGUCCAAUUCCUCAUGAGGUACAAUCAGGAAUGGCGUUACUGGCACCAUAGGAAACAGAAACGCCCUGCGCGGUGCUUCUUGUACUCAUGGUGGGGGCUGUUGGGCAUAUUAUCCCAGAUCCGGAUCGCCGACUCGGCCAUGGUGAUCUCCAAUCGCCAUCCAAACGAGUCAAUGCUUAUAGCAGAAUCCGUUCUGCAAAGUAUUGGGCUCUCGCCUCUCUUGUUUGAAGUGAGCCUCGUUCUUUUGCGAAGUGGACAAGCAGGUCGCACCGGCCCCGGAAACUCCCGCUUCCCCAAACAUGUCCGCUUCCUCCUCCACUUCUUUCGCUUCCCGGUCAUAAUCUCCAUUGUCCUGGUAGUGGUAGGCGAGUGCAUCGGAAUCCCUGGCUGUAUGUAUGCUGGAGGAGCCGUGUUUGCCGCCACUUUCUGUUUUGUGUGUGGUCUGGUGAGCUGGCUGGCGGUGACAUAUCGUCCCGUCCUCUCACCAGCCGGACACAGCUGUGUGUUGAUAGUGCUGGGUGCUCUUCCUUUUCUGGUGGUCCGCGUGGUCUACUUCCUGCUAGCGGAGUUUGGUCCACGGAAAUACAGCCCCAUCGACGGCAGUGAGGGUGUUAUGGUGGGCAUGGGACUAGUGACGGAGGUCUUCAUUGUCAUUAUCUUGCUGCUAGCUCGUGCCGUAGCGGAGCCCCUGUGGCCCAUUAAGGGAGGCCCAGCUGACCCAGAGGUCUAA